AGUCUGCUCGGUUUUAGUGGACCACCUGACUGCACACAGUCACUGUCUUUCACUCACCUCUUAAUUUUCUUCUCUAUUUCGGUGGCAUUUGCUCCCUGUGUGUUUCUCAUCCGCACUAAAGCCAUUUCAACCCCAAACCUCCGCAGGUGAGCACGUGCAGCACACCUUUACCCGCCGUUAUUCUUUUACAGCCUCAACAUCUCAGAAAAACAACGGACAGCUUGUGCACCACCUGAAUCUCGUUCCACUUCCUGGUUGGCACGUAUCAGCAAGUCUAUUGGCUCUCCGGAAGAGAAAGCAGCGUUUUGAUUGGACCACGUUAACGUCAUCUUCGCCCGACAGCAGAGCAAAACCACGAAACAUAGGGCAGUGUAUUUAUCCUGCGUGUUCCGCAACUCGAAGCUGCACAACAUUGUUUUAAUUUGUCGUCCAUCCAUUUGCUUUUCCUACAAGAUGCCUCAAGUCUUCGACUAAAAUGAUCAAUUACCUACACUGCGCUUUAGCAUUCAAAUGCCUGCAAGCGAUAAAAGCUAAUUAAAAAGUGAUUUGUCUCUCAUCGGCAACCUGCUCACUUUGGAAAUCCCUUCUGUGAUCACAUCCUUGUUCUCUUCUGUUCAGGUGAGUCACUCCAAUGAUAAACAAACAUUAACACACCACGUUGCUAAUUUGUCCGUCCAUGCUUACAGGCAGGAUGGCAUGUAAACCCUGGCCUAAAGGCAAGAAAUUAGUUCAUCUAGAUUUGAAAGGUGCCCCCCCAAGGAUAGGAUACCUUCAUCAGGUAAGACUCUGUGCUGCAGCUUUCACAGCGAACUACUGAAGCACAUAAAACACUCCUGACACAGCUGUCAUGCUAAUGGUCCAUUAAUGUGUGUUUACCCCAUCAGCUGAUCGACUUCUUCUCUCAGCUGGGAGUGGAUGGCCUGCUGGUGGAGUAUGAAGACAUGUUUCCUUAUGGAGGGGAACUGAAACUGCUGCAGUCCACAGCCCAGCCUGCUUACAGGUCAAUUGUAAAACACAGGACAAUCAUUGAUUUACUGGUGGAGCACUUUCAUCAGCUUUAUAAUGUUCAUAGCUCUUGUACUAAAACUAUAAACCUUAAAACAACACUUACGGCUCUUGUUAGGAGCUCUUGCCAUGAAACAGACUGAAAUCAAUAUUGAUUCCUUUUUGUGACCUACAACAGCAAACAGAGCCAUCACCCUAAAGAUCAAUAGUGUCUGUUUAGUUAAAAUCUAAUGACUAAAAUUGCUAUCUUCCACUUCCAGGAUCCCAGAUAUGUUAUUCGAUUGGCUGCUUAAAGUCAAGUCAAUUUUAUUUACAGAGCACUAAAAAAAACAAAGUUUGAGCCUAAGUGCUUUACAGCAGGAAAAUUUGGAACAGACUUUGAUAAAAAACCAGAACAUUUAAAAAACUCACUUGAUAAGGUAAAUCAGAAUCAGAAUUAGAAGGGGUUUUAUUGCCAUUGUCAAUGAACAGGAUUCACAGACUAGGAAUUUGUUUUGGCAUGAUGGUGCAACAAUAAACAGAGCGAAAUAUAAAAUACUAGAAUAAAAACUAAUAAGAGCAUUCAAGAAAUAUAUAAAGUAUAAAAGUAUAAAAAUAUAACGGUAUAAAAGGUUAUGUACAAUGCUAUGUGCAAUAAGUAUAAGAGUAUAAGAGGCUAUGUACAACUAAACAAUCUAGAACUACAGUGCAGUGGGAGGAGUGCAAUUAAAAAAUCCAAAGUAGAUUAAACUAAAGUGACCAGUGAUAAAGUGACAGAGUUAAAGUGACUGAGUAAUAAAGUGUUCAUGAGUCUAACGGCAGAGGGGAAGAAACUGUUCUUAUGACGGGAGGUUCUGGUCCGAAUGGACCGUAGCCUCCUGCCUGAGGGGAGUGUCUCAAAUAGUCCAUGUGCAGGGUGAGAAGGGUCAGCUGCGAUCCGACCUGCUGGGCCCCGAGUCCUGGAGACGUACAGGUCAUGGAGAGAUGGAAGGCUACAGCCUUAAAAUCAGAACAUUUAAAAAAUUCACUUGAUAAGGUAAACAUAUACAUAUAUACUUUACACAAAGGACAGGAUAGCAAAAUGGGUAGGAACUUAAUUUAGAUGAGAAAUCAGGUUAUGAGAAGGCAAGAGAGUAGAAGUGAGUCUUGAGGAGUUUUUUUAAACAGUCCAGAGAGUCAGCAGAUCUGAUGUGUAAUGGGAGGUUGUUCCACAGCCUCGGUGCAGCGAUUGAAAAGGUCCUGUCUCUGGAAGUUUUUUGUGUGACCUUGGUACAGUGAGAAUAGAGAGUGGGGUGAGACUUAUCAUUAAAAAACUGUAUUACCAAACUGAUUUACCAAUCACGCUUGCUUAGGUUGGCCAGUCUGUCAACAAACAUUAACAGACAUUAAUAUGGGCUUUGGGACAGUUUUGGAAAACUGUUUAAAUUAGAUUCUUCUCAACAUAUACAACAAAAUGUAUAUAUACUGUAUAUAUAUGAUGACAUCUGCAUCAUAUAUAUAUCAGCUAGCAGCCAUCAAGCUUCGAAAUCAUUGGCAACAACCAUUGAAAGUAAAAUAAGUUUCUCAUAAGUUAUCUCUGCCUUCUGUUUACAGCCGAGAGGAGGUGCUGUCUAUGCAAGACUUUGCAAAGUCCAAGGGAAUGGAAGUUAUCCCACUCGUGCAGACAUUUGGACACAUGGAGGUGAGGCAAAUAUUUUAUUUUCCUUUUUACUCUGACAACAUCAUUGAAUGUAAGCUGUCUGUGGUCAUCAUGCACAGUUCAUGGUGUUUAAUACAACCUCAGUUCUGUUAGAGUAAGAACAGGACACUGUGUAAAAUGUUGGUAAAAACACUUGGUACUUCACUGCAGAUCUGCAGGUGCAUAUCAGCACAAAAGAGCAUAAGAAAUAAAAAAUAUCAGGAACGGGCUAUCCAUGAUUUCCUUUGCCUCAGUUCAUCUUUAGGGGAGUUCGGCCGUUAAAGUAGAUCUGGAUCAUAUGAUUAUUGUUUCCUCUUCAGUUUGAACCUCAUUUGUGGAUGCAGUGAUGACCUGUGUUCACAGACUGUGGUUUUUGAAGUGAUUUUUAGUCCAUGCAGUGAUUUCCACUACAGAGUCCUGUCUGUUUUUGAUGCAGUGCUGCCCGAGGGCCUGAAGAUCAGGACCAUCCAGUCUUGGUUUUGGUCCUUGUCCGUUUCGUACAGAGAUUUUUCCAGAUUCUCUGAAUCUUUUAAUGAUAUGAUGCUCUGUAGAUGAUGAAAUCCACUCAUUCCUUCACAUUCAACACUCAGGAACAUUAUUCUGUCUUUAAAGUGGUGAGACUCAGCUACUCUGGAGUGCCCUGUUUCAAUUCUUCAAAUGUUGUUCUUAUCAUCAUUUUACACAGACUCCAAACUCUUACAGAGCUGAGGUUGAUGUUUGAGGCUUUUCUUUGUAUAAGUCACCCGCUGCUUUCAUUUUCUCUCACAGUUUGUGUUAAAGCACCGGCCUCUGUGGGAGCUCAGGGAGGUGCCAUAUUGUGUGGGCACCCUGAAUCCUCACAAAGAGGAUGGGGUGAAGCUGGUGAUGGAGAUGCUGAGGCAGGUAGUGGAGCUGCAUCCAGGACUGCAAACACUGCACAUUGGAGCAGAUGAGGUAAAGAGUCGUCUCUUUAAAGUCAAAGUGGAGACAUUUUGAUCACAAGUAAUGUGAAUUUUCUCGUGCUCCAUUUAAAAACUCCUGAAGGUGUACAUCCUCGGUGAGGGGGAGGAGUCCAAGCUGUGGCUGGCCACACCAGGACGUACCAAGGAGCAGCUUUUUCUGAGUCAUGUGACCAAGGUGGCCAGAGCCAUUGAGAAGGCGUGGCCACACAUGACCAUCAUAAUGUGGGAUGAUAUGAUGAGAGGCAUGAGUCAAGAUACGCUAAAAGGUAAGAAUUAAUAGAAGUGCAUGUGCACUAAACAAUCUAAUCACUGACAUGUCUCAUGUUUGAAAGAGAAGUAUCAACCUGGAAGAUGUUAGAGGCACAGCUACAGUUCAAAGUUUUGAACUCGUCAUCAUCAGGAUAUAGAUUUUUUUAAGAAUUAUAAGUCACAUGGCAGCUUUCUUAAAGGCAUUUUUCAUGCUAGUAUUUCCUAAGUUUGCAUUAAGGUUACUGACCAAGACACUGUAUUUAAGAGGGGAUUAGACAAAGAAUAUGAAACAACACUGAUACUGUGAUGGAUUUUACAAAGUUGUAUUCACUUUAUUUAAGUGCAUGUGCUUCACUUGAUACUUUAGUUUUAUUCAUCUAAAUUUAUUUGUGACGUUAAGCAGUCUGAAUACAAAUAUUUCUUCCAACUAGACAAUGAUAAAUCUUCAUAGAUUAAACCACAUCAUUAAGCCUUGUUAUUAAUCAGACUAAUGGACAAACGCAGUUUUCACAGGACCAAUUACUACAAUUGAUAUACUAAAUGAAAACUGACUCUCUAGUCUUCUGACCACUCAAAUCUCUUUUACAUUACAUGUCACAUUCACCUGUUCACACACUGAUGAGAGGGGCUGCACCCAUCAUUAUCAACCAGGGUGGAAAGAGCACUCAAAUACUCCACUCAAGUAAAAGUACAGUUGCUUUUGUCUGUGUCAAUGAGUCCUCUUUUGUCUUUGUGACAGAAAGCGGUCUAGUGGGACUCGUCCAGCCAAUGUUGUGGGACUACACCCCUGAUCUGGAUGUUGAUAAAACUGGUAUGGAUUGAAAACUAAUGGAAUCAGUACUUUAUUGUUGCACCUUUUCACCUUAUCAAGCUGUCAUUUUCAGCUGUGAUAUUUUGAACUCUCUUUGUUCCCAGUGUCUCUGCUAGAAAAAUACUGCAGUGCUGGAAUGUCAGACCUGUGGACAGCCAGCUCCUUUAAAGGCUCCACCAGUGUUUACACUUGUGUACCCAGCACACAGAAGCAUGUGGAUAACCAUUUGCAGUGGCUGAAGGUGGCGGCCUCUUUAUCUGCUCAUAUAAACCUGCAGGGCAUCGCCAUCACAGGCUGGCAAAGGUAAGAGCUCUUCCUGAUUGAAGCUUUAAUGGAGAUGCUGCAAACCUCAAGACUGGAAGCACAUUUAACUGCUUAAGUGCACACACCACUUUACACCUGAAUUAUUUAUUUUACUACACAGGACUCAACGGUGCAUGCUGUUAGAGGCUGUUUAAGCUCAGUAAAAUCCCAAACCACAUCAUCUUAACAUUCAGUAACACACAGCACAAUGCAUGAAUAACACUCCCCCCUAAUGUAGUCAAACACAAUUAUUACUUUAAUGGGCUUUUGAUAUUUAAAUGUAUAUUUUAGAUUAUAAUCAAUCAGCUGUGUGCCAUCUAUAGUUCUUUUCUGUUACUGAUGUCAAGUAUUGUUCAGAUCAGAGUUUAUGGUAGACUUUCUUGCUGGUAAUAUUCCAUAUUUGGGGAUCAAUAAAGUUCCUCUUCUCCUUUUUCUUAAUGCCAGCCCUAAAGAACAACAGACUUAAGCUCUAGAUAGCUGUAGCUGUAUUCUUAAGACCUUUAUUUACCACCACACCAAGAAAACCCUCAACACUUACGAUGUGAUUCAACACAUUCCACUUAUGCUACAUUUUUAAUGACCUGCAAUGUUAGGCAACGGCUUCAUAGAACCUGCUGUGAGGUAGAGAGAUACUGUAAAAAUGUGAUAAUCUGUUAGUGUUUCCAGACAUGGAGGGUUACAGGGCUGUGUAAUUAUUAAACUUAAUGUUUCAUUUGUCCUUGUGGGCUCUAAUAUUUCACCAUGUUUUGCAUUAUCCCCUGAGUGACAGAGAAAAAAACAUGAGUUUUAAUUGUUUCAAUGUUUAUUUCCAUCUUCAAAGCCUGUACAAGCACCAAACCUUUCUCAGUGUGGACUACAUUAACUUAGACUUAAUCUUGAUAAAAUUGAAGAGGAUGCUGAUCACUGCAGUACUCAUGACAUGACAGCACAUCAUGGUUGACCCUCUUUUUGCCAGAGCUGGAGUCACCUUUUUACAGUCUUUCCUGUAUAGAAGUUAAGGUUUAGUGAUGUUUCCUUCAGUGCUUUCAAUACUGACAGUGAUGUGGUGUCUCUCUGCCUCUAUUUUGGCAAAUGUCACAGCCUGACAUCAUUCAGGUCCUGCUGUUUUCUUCAUGUCACUGCUUAUCACUAAAUAGGCCAAGUCUUGCAGCAUCUGAGUAAAAGCAAAAAUAUAUUCACAGAGUUGUAUUUAUGUACACAGCACAAAAAAGGGGGGAUCUUAAACUCCAAAAAUCCCAACUGUGAAUCAACAGCUUACAUAAUAGCCCCCUCUAGUGGUAAAACAACUUUAUUUACUGUUAACCUAAGCAGUUUGAACAUUAGCAAGCUGAACAUGUUUACUUAUGUUACACCCAUGUUACAAUCUCAGUUUUUCAUUAAUAUUUAAGGGGAAAAAGUCUUGUGUUCAAUCUGAUAUGUUAAUUUUUUCUAGUUAUCAAGAGCCUUUUAAUAUCGACUAACGUAAACCCUGCUUUAGAUGUAAUUCAUAUGGUCCAAUGUUUUUGUCAGAGUUAAAUGAAUAUUGUGUUGUUGAACUCAAACUUCAGACCUGAGGAGGAAAAGCCUCUGCUUCACUGAACAGACAAACAUACACUGACUUUUUCUUCUCUUUCUUUUUUAAUGGCGUCUUUAUCAUCUGGCUUUAACCCAGCCUGAGUGCUGAAUUUUGUUCCCCUUCACCUGACAGUGUUAGCAUGAAAAUCAAUUAUCCUCGAGUUGGUCUAUACAGUAAACAGAGAAGCUGUCCCAUAUUUGCUCACUCUUUUCUUCAGGUAUGACCACCUGUCUGUGCUUUGUGAGCUGAUGCCUGUGGCACUCCCGUCUCUAGCAGCCUGCCUGCAGACGCUCAGUUGUGGUCAGUUCAGUGUGGAGGAUCAAAUCAAAGUGUCAGAAAGGCUGGGCAUUUCCUCAGUGGAGGUAGAAGCCAUGGGGAGGUGAGUCUCUGUGACUGUUAUUACUCUGCUGCUGUGUCACUGUGUGUAAUCAAUCUGAAUGUUUCCUGUUUUUUGUUGGAUGUGGCUUUUAGGACUUCAGCAGACAGCUCACUGUUCCCAGGACAGAGACUCGCUGAGUUACUUGUGGACCUGAACACGCUCCUCAACUCAGAGAACAUCAAGUUUUUUGAAAGUGACAUGUGAGUUACAGGCAUCAAGCCAGCAGCUAUGGGAAGCUUAACUUACCUCCCAACUCAUCUUGUUGAUACCGUCAAUAUAUUAAAUUAGAAUUUUGUAAAAAAGAUUUUUCUUUCGUAAUUUAGUCUAAAAAAGUUUGCUUAUGUAUAUUCCUUGGUUCAUUUAAUAUAAAAUGAAAUCUGUCAAGCCUUUUGGGCCAUAAUUUUAUUGAUUUUAGCUUGUUGGUCCUUAUAAUUAGAAAUCUAGAGUCACAAAUACUCACAAUAUUUAUCAAGAUCAUAAAAACAUAGUAAAUCAGUUUGUUCAGUUUAUGAAAAGUAUUGUCCAUUUAAUGUUUGUUCACUGGCACAGUUAAGAGUCAAGUAUCUCUGGAGAGGCAUGUGUAGUUAGUUGACUCUUAGAGUUCAAUAUAGUUAGUCGCAAAUUUUAAAAUUAAUAUAUAAAUUUGAAUUUCUUAUAUUAUGGGCAAAUUUCAUCAGUUUUUUUGUGUGUAAAAUGAUCCAGUCCAGUUGACUUGCACAGUUCCUAAAUCAUUCUGCCCACUGUGUUUGUCAUACAUGUAAGAAAAAUCAAAAGUGGAAAUUUUUCCCAAAACAAUUAAAGGUCAACAUAUCAAUUAUUAACCAAAAUAUCAACAAGAAACACAUUUUUCAACAUUUAUGAGUUAGAUCUGAUUUUAAACUCUAAAAGUCUGUUAACAGUGAGUAAAAAUAUUCUACAGGGUCUUGAAUUUGUUGCCUUUAGACGCAGCCAGGAGAGGUUUGUUACAGAACUUUAUCUCUCUGCCGAGCUGAGCGACCAGACGGCGUCACUGGCAUUAAUGCUGAGUCAGUCUUCUCUCUGAACUCUCAGCCAGAAAAGCAAAGAUUAGGUUACAAACGUGACACCUUUCAGAAACAGAAACUAGAGUCUAUCAUGUAUUUGCAGCUUUCAUUUUUGUGUGUAUACAGCAGAAAUACUGAUUGCUUGCCUUUUUGUAGGUUUGUAAGAGGAUGGUUCAGCCCCUACCACCGCCGGAGGAAGAUGGUCACUCCUCUGAUAACCAUGCAGAUUCACAGCCAAGCGUCAUCGUAAGAUUUUCUGAUGUUACAGUCAAACUCACUACACACUGCUUUGCCUUUUUUUUGCUUUACUGUUUAGCUUACUUAUCCCUCAAUAGCCACACCAUGUGUUUCUGUCUUCUCAGGUAUCUGACUUCGAUACAGCAGAAGGUUGAGGCUGUGAGAGAGGAGAUGGUCCGUCUUUACUGCGACUCAACAGCCCAAGAGUGGAUAGAGGAGCAUGUCAGCCCGGUGUUAGCUCCUCUACAGAGGAUAACAGAGGAAAUCCGAGCCUGUGUGAAGGAGAUGGUGCCAUAGAAACUAGAAUCAGACUGAGAGAUUUCAAAUGGCCUUUCUGCAUCCUGUACUGACUUGACUUUAUUUAAGUAUCCGUUUACACUUGCAGAACAGAAACUGCUGUAUUAAUUGCAGUAAUGCUGAAAGAUGACCUUCAUAUACAUUUGCAUACAAAAAACUUUAUAUAAUUCCAAUACAAUGUGCAUAAUAAACACAGACAGUGAACUAAGAGGAUAAGAAAUCGUGUUUUAGUCAACCAACACAUUAGAAAGUUUGCCUGAGAUUCAGUCUUUGGUUCAUAAGAAGUCAAUGAAUGUUGAAAGAUGGAAAAGCUUUACAAGAAAACCUUUCACCCACAAAAAAAAUCCCUCAUACCUGAACAAGGUUUGAACAUGCAUGUAUGAGCUGUGCAAAUAAUAACACAAAGAUGAUGAUGAUUAUUGGAAGGGAGGGUGGUCCUGAAAAUGGUGGGAAAAUCACAGCACAUGAAACACAUAAACACUUAUUAGAGCUCAGUAGCAAGGCACAGUAAACUGCAGACUGGAGUGUGUUCUCUAACAGUCAUUCAGCAUGAUAUCUCUUUACAGAGAGCGACCUUUACAGAGAUAUAAAAGGUGUUCGAUUGAGCUUUUUACUUUGGUCUGUUUGUCUUCUCCAGUAAAAGUACUUUCAUUGAGUUAUAAAACAGAAAGUCAUGAAUACUUGUACAGUGAGAUGGACAUAUUUUCUCAAACUUAUCAUUGUGAUAUAACAAACAUCACUAAUAUGUGAAGUGAUCCUGACUCUGCAUCUAUACAGGAUGAAAUUAUUGAGCAGCAGUUGUCUCAGUGUUGCACUUUGUAGGCAGAUGCUGGAUUGUUAUUAUGGUCUGAAAAUAAGAACUUGCAUUGUAGCUGCCAAAGCACUGACUAAAAAUGUCUUGACCAGAUUAAAAACCUGAUUUUUUUUGUUUUUUAUAUCUUGAAAUUGGAUUGAUAUUGAACCCAUCAGGUAAAUGUAGCUGAAAUAAAGUGUAGUGAGACAUUUCAGGAGGUGAGACACACUGACUUGAUGAGAUUUUAUGUUAUUGCAGUUUAGAUGUCACCUAAUCAGUUAUGUAGAGAUUUGGGAUGUAGAAACUGGAUUUUUGAAAAUAUGUGACUUGCAGAUAUCCCAAUAUUUUCUAUCCCAUUUUUGCUGAGACUAAUGUGGGCACCGAAACAUGCACACCCUUUUUGUAAAGGUUUUUGUUUGGUUCCUCUUCUCCAACAAAAUUUAUCUGUUACUCUGUUGUGAUUGUCUUUGUUUCAGAACCAGACAAACAAGACCAACAGCAUUUGAUUCUUGUGUUUUUUAAAGAUGUUAAUAUUACAUAAUGUGUCUGCUGUCUGUUUCCAACACUUCAUAACAACUCUAUACAGCCUUAAUGUAUAGGCUGUCAACACAUGCACAUUAAGAGUACAUCAACUUUUUGGUCAAUAAUUACAUCAACUAGCAGAAAUUGCUAGAGCUGCUGAUAGCGAUGUUAUGCUGAUUCAUUUGUGCAUCCCCAUUAGAGACGCACAACCUGUUAAAAUCAGAGCUGACAGAUUAAAUAUAUAAAUAACACUUU
Molecule: messenger RNA, 10026 nt
Organism: Xyrichtys novacula (pearly razorfish)
Lineage: Eukaryota; Metazoa; Chordata; Actinopteri; Labriformes; Labridae
Source: the annotation of a GenBank genome assembly